This is a messenger RNA of Amblyraja radiata (thorny skate), 5434 nucleotides long. It is a transcript of the gene clcn3, whose product is annotated as Cl-/H+ antiporter 3. The coding region runs from base 146 to 2668 and encodes 840 amino acids. The record is from RefSeq and is a predicted model, not a curated record. Gene Ontology annotation, cellular component: plasma membrane; early endosome; synaptic vesicle. Lineage: Eukaryota; Metazoa; Chordata; Chondrichthyes; Rajiformes; Rajidae. Gene Ontology annotation, biological process: chloride transport; transmembrane transport. The transcript has 13 exons. Gene Ontology annotation, molecular function: chloride:proton antiporter activity; voltage-gated chloride channel activity.
CAUCAUAGCCUAUCACAGGAUCCAAGCUGCUGCACACGCACACAGCCUGUUUUCUUGAGCUAACAUGGCAGCUCUGCUGACUGCAGAUUGAGAGAAUAGUGUGGUAGACUUUCAGUGCAGCAUACUUUCAGUGCAGCAAAUUCUCAUGGAUAUGCCUGCUGACCCAUACUUACCUUACGAUGGUGGCGGUGGCAACUGCAUUCCUAUGCAAGAAAUGCCCAGGAAAGGAGCCAACUAUACAAUGACGAAUGGGGGUGGUAUAAACAGCACAACGCAUUUAUUGGACCUUUUGGACGAACCAAUACCUGGCGUUGGAACAUAUGAUGAUUUCCACACCAUUGACUGGGUGCGGGAGAAGUGUAAAGACCGUGAAAGGCACAGAAAGAUUACUAGCAGGAAGAAAGAUUCUGUAUGGGAGUUCGUAAAAAGCUUAUAUGAUGCUUGGUCUGGAUGGCUGGUUGUAACUCUGACUGGUCUGGCAUCAGGUGCCUUGGCUGGUUUAAUAGAUAUUGCUGCUGACUGGAUGACUGAUUUAAAGGAGGGCAUUUGUCUGAGCGCAUUGUGGUUUAACCAUGAACAGUGCUGCUGGGGAUCGAGUGAGACAACGUUUGAAGCAAGAAACAAAUGUCCUCAGUGGAAAACAUGGGCCGAAUUAAUAAUUGGACAAGCGGAUGGUCCAGGUUCUUAUAUAAUGAACUACAUUAUGUACAUCCUUUGGGCCUUGGGAUUUGGCUUCCUGGCUGUUUCCUUAGUGAAGGUGUUUGCUCCAUAUGCCUGCGGCUCUGGGAUUCCAGAGAUUAAAACUAUUCUUAGUGGCUUCAUCAUCCGGGGCUACCUAGGCAAAUGGACGUUGCUAAUUAAAACAAUCACUCUGGUUUUAGCUGUGGCUUCUGGACUCAGCCUGGGGAAAGAGGGUCCUCUUGUACAUGUUGCCUGUUGCUGUGGAAAUAUAUUUUCUUAUUUAUUCCCAAAAUACAACAAAAAUGAAGCAAAGAAGCGAGAGGUGUUGUCUGCAGCGUCAGCAGCUGGAGUCUCUGUGGCUUUUGGUGCUCCAAUUGGCGGUGUCCUUUUUAGCUUGGAAGAGGUUAGCUACUACUUUCCCUUGAAAACCCUGUGGAGGUCAUUUUUUGCUGCAUUAGUGGCAGCCUUCAUCUUGCGCUCCAUUAAUCCGUUUGGAAACAGCCGUUUGGUCCUCUUUUAUGUGGAGUACCACACACCCUGGUAUUUAUUUGAACUGAUCCCUUUCAUCCUGCUGGGCGUGUUUGGAGGACUGUGGGGAGCUUUCUUCAUCCGUGCUAACAUUGCGUGGUGUAGGCGACGGAAAACCACUAAGUUUGGCAAGUUUCCCGUCCUAGAAGUCAUUAUAGUGACCGUCAUCACCGCAGUGAUCGCUUUUCCCAACCAGUACACAAGGAAGAACACUAGCGAGUUGAUUAAAGAGCUUUUCACUGACUGUGGGCCACUCGAAUCUUCACCACUUUGUGACUACCAGACUGAUGCAAACGUCAGUAAGCUGUUGGAUGAUAUUCCAGAUCGACCCGCAGGCCAAGGAGUUUACGAUGCCAUUGGUAAACUGGCCCUGGCACUAAUAUUCAAAAUUAUUAUGACCAUUUUCACAUUUGGAAUUAAGGUACCUUCAGGUCUCUUCAUUCCAAGCAUGGCAAUUGGUGCCAUUGCUGGCAGGAUAGUGGGAAUUGCAGUGGAACAAAUGGCCUAUCAUCACCAUGACUGGUUCAUAUUUAACCAGUGGUGUAAUGUUGGAGCCGACUGUGUUACACCUGGCCUGUAUGCAAUGGUUGGUGCUGCAGCAUGUUUGGGCGGUGUGACCCGGAUGACUGUUUCCCUGGUGGUAAUUGUGUUUGAAUUAACCGGUGGGCUGGAGUACAUCGUUCCCCUCAUGGCAGCUGUGAUGACAAGCAAGUGGGUGGGAGACGCGUUUGGCAGAGAGGGCAUUUACGAAUCGCACAUCCGCUUGAAUGGGUAUCCAUUCCUGGACGCUAAAGAAGAGUUCACCCAUACAACGCUGGCAGCGGACGUGAUGCGUCCUCGGAGCAAUGAAGCACCUCUCUCGGUCCUGACACAGGACGAUAUGACAGUAGAAGACCUAGAAAUGACGAUUAAUGAAUCAACGUAUAAUGGUUUUCCUGUCAUUGUUUCAAAAGAGUCGCAAAGAUUGGUUGGAUUUGCACUCCGAAGGGAUAUAACUAUUGCAUUAGAAAAUUCUAGAAGAAAGCAAGAAGGCAUUGUCAGCAGUUCCAGGGUUCACUUUACCCAGCACGCUCCGACACUUCCAGCAGACAGCCCACGCCCAUUGAAGCUGCGAAGCAUUCUUGAUAUGAGCCCAUUCACGGUCACAGACCAUACGCCUAUGGAGAUUGUAGUGGACAUCUUCCGCAAGCUGGGCCUGAGGCAGUGCCUUGUAACGCACAAUGGGAAUAUCUUGGGGAUCAUCACAAAGAAGAACAUAUUAGAACACCUCGAGCAACUAAAACAACACGUCGAACCUUUGGCGUCUCCUUGGCAUCAUAACAAAGAAGGACAUCCUUCGUCAUAUGGCUCAAAUGGCAGAUCAAGACCCAGAGUCGAUCAUGUUCAACUGAACACCGUGUUGGAGGAUCGCGAGGAGAGUGAGGAGGAAGUCCACCUGUUAAAGAGCACAGAGAUCUGACCGCUCCAAAGAUUCCAGCUCAACGGCACCACAGAGAGGGAAGGCAACACAUCUUACUGCAGUUUUCAGUUAGCACUGGUCUGCUUUGGAGUGGGAGUUUUAUCAGCAGAGGCCCAAGUCAGUAUUAAACCUGAUACUACAAGCCCGCUAUACAAGUAAAACUAUGCCGAGAAAUGUCCACUUUUAAGACUUUUGUUGUUGUUGAGGUAUGCUAUUAACAGAUAAGACAACAAUGUUGGAAAACAAAAUCAGAUGUUAAUGGUCCUCCUGCCAUGUUUAAACCACUAUACUCAGUCAUUAGUUCUUGACGACUCCUGGGUUGAACCGAAACAAACAUCCUACGUCUUCACAUAGAAUACAGUCCAUUUCAGAGAUAUCGACACUGGUGUCUUGUUGCCAGGGUUGGGGGGAGGGGGGGGGGGGGGGGUGAGGGAGGGGGGGAGAGAGGGGUAGGGGGAAGGAAGCAGGAUGCUUAAUUUAAAAUGAGCUGUGCUCAAUUCCCUGAAUGCUUGACCACUUUUCCCACCCCGGAAAGUUGAAGAAAAACGGGGACCUGACUUUGUGUGGAAGUCUCGGCCACCGAAGUAGACAGUUGAGGUGAAGCGAAUCAAGUUGAAGCAAACACCAAGUGAAAUGUCCCUGCCUGCAGCAUACUGGGUUGGAACAACCACAAGAUCUGAGAGGCCUGCAUCAAAAUCCAAAGUGUUUAAAGAAAGUACUUUCCUGAGUUGGACUGGGGCCUUGGCAAUAUGUGGAACCUUUUAUCCGUCCUGCAUUUUACUUUAAUUUAAUAACCUUUUAAUGAAGCUAUGAGGAUCUAUUACUGCAGGAUAACAAGCUUUUAUGUGCAUCGAUUCCGCCCCUCUUCCUUUUACCACAAGAUUUACCAGUAAUCUCUGGAUUGUGUUUGCGUAGUCAACAAUAUUGCAGAUACAGUACAACACAGAUAAUUGCUUGUGUAUCUCAUCUGAACGUUUAAUAUUUUCCGCACAAUCAUUGUAAUUUUUCUAACUGGAACCUUGCAUGUGGUUUUAUUUCAGUGAACUAUUGUGCAUUCCAUAUUCAGGUGAUUUUCUCUUCUUACUGGUGGCAUCAGGUGGUCACAUCUUGUGACUGACUAUUCAUCCGUUUGUUUGUUGCACUUUGAAUUUGCAUCAUUAUUCAUAGAGCGUUCAUAGAGAAAAGUUUACAGAAUAAUGUAUAUUAACUAAAUUAACUAAAUGAAACCACAGUAAAACUGGCAUAAUUCAUACAUAAUUUGUAUACUUCACACGAUAUUACCUGUGGUUAUUUUAAAGAAAGUUUGGACUAAUAUAUAAACUUUUGUAAAACAGAUGUUGCUUUCUGUUUUAAAUGACUUGAAGAUUGCACUAAAUUUCUCACUGUUAUAAAGGUGAUCCAGCGUUUUUGCACAGAAUGGACAAGGUUUUGUGUUCCUUUUAUUCUGUCAAGUUGCUGGUUAGGGACUAAAACCCUGUGAGACGUUUCAAUGGACCUCAAGCUCGCUUGAGUAAAAGUACUCAGUGUGAACCACUUGAAAGCGAUUAAGCAUUAUCAGUUAAUUGCUUCCUUGCAGUCUUUGUACAUCCUCAAACCCGUAAUUUAGGAAAUAUGCCCAAGAUAUCAAAAUCAGAAUGGGCAGUAGAAUAAUUAAAAGUCAUUUAAAAAAUCUACAAGUAACAACAUCAUAGCAGAAUUCAACAUCUCAGAGAGCAUCUGCAGUUAAAAGAUAUCUCGGACAGCUUAUGCAGCUAAAGUCCAAGCAUUUAGAGCAAGUGUUCAGUUCAACGUGUUAAAUAACUGAAGUAAUAUUGCAAAUACAGGCACCUUGCGUUUUACCCAGGGGUUAUGUGCUUGAAAAACCACGCAGAAUACAAAGACGAGCGAAUUAAACACAUACACAACCACGCUGCUAGCAGUAAAUUUGAGCGUGUUAUUCGAAAAUAGAAGCCCAUAAAUUAAGCUUAGGUAUUGAAUGAGCAAGCGCGACAUUUCAAAAAUGCAUGCAUCAAACGCACGUGAAACGCGAGAUGCCUGUGCUGGAAAUAAUAAAUGUGAAGUUCCAGAGGUAGAGAGCAGGCAAAUCACCAGGUACAAAGGAUGAAGACAGAUUGACUAGGUUUUUUUCAGGGUAAAAAUCACUGCCAAAUGAGGUUUGGAUGUCUUCCCUGGAAACAAUUAGCCUCCCCCCCCCCCCCCCCUUCCCGUUCACAUGGUUAUAGAUCUUAACUAGAGUGUACAGAACCAAAACAGGUCAUUACCCCAGUAAUAUUGACAUGAACUAUUCAUUUUUUGUAAUGGUGUGGCUUCUUCUUUAGGGGUGUUUUCUGGUAUUUCCCUCAACGGCUUCCCACGUUGUAAGUUCCACAACUCUCGCCACUCUUUGGGUAAAGAAUGUCCUUUGGUUAAUCGCUGGCAAUUUUUGCUUUUACACAGCAAAUGUGGGGUCUUGGCCCCCAAGAGGAAUUUCCUCCAGCCACUUUACACGUACCAGAUAAAGCAGAAAGUUUGAAGGAAAGAUCCUUUCGGGGUGGUGCCUGUGCCCAGUUAUUACCUGUCGCCCUGCUUUUGGUUAACAAAGAAUGCUUCAUCUUUGUUAACCUGCAAUGUUGCCUAGAAUUGUAUUUAAUACUGAUCCUCAAUGGUAUUUUUUAAUUUAUAUUUGGUGUAAUAGAAUUUCACAUUCUUAAGGUGAGCUUAAUUAUGGUUACUGUGAAAGUCUGAUUAUAUAUUAUAUUGUAUUAAAUUCUCCGUUAAAACAGUAAA